AUGAAAUCAGUAGUCCCAUCGCUGAUAAGCUGUUCAGUAUUGGCAGCAGUAUGCGCCAUUGGAAGUGUGGAAGCGUUUGUGACACCUUCCAGGACCAAUGUACAAGCCGAGCCUAGAAUCUCGAGGAACUAUCUUUUCAAGUCGAACACCGUCAACAGAAAAAGAUCAAAUCAAAUAUCACUGCGAUCGCUCUCAGAGGAAAAUGAUCCGCAACUAUCCAAUGGUGAAGCCUCCAUUGUUGAUUACACCAAGAUGAAGCCACAAGUAUAUGGCCAGAGAUGGGUCCAACUAGCAUACCUGAGUAUGCUCGCAUUGAUGAGUGAUUGGGUCUGCUUCUCAGUGGCAGCUGCACCAGAUGCGUUCGAACAAAGCUUUGGUCACUCAGCAGCUUCCAUUAUUGAUAUCUUUUUGUUUACUAAUGUGGCGACGAGUUUUCUUGUGACAGAUGUGAUCACGAAUUUCGGCAUGCAAAAAGCCAUUCAAUCAGCGGCAGUUCUAAUGGCAUUGGGUUGUUGGCUUCGGGCGGGUUUUGGAUUUCUGCCAGGGCAAGAUGGACUGGUGGAUUACACAUUGUUGGUGAUUGGCACCGUGUUUGUGGGUAUCGCACAACCCUUCUUUCAGUGCACGCCACCAUUGUUAAGUGCCACAUGGUUCGCCAACAACGAAAGAUCCACAAGCACAGCCAUUGCUCUGAACUUUAAUCAAAUAGGGAUUGCCACAGCAUUCUUGGUGGGUGGUUCCAUGGCUACCAACACCAAGGGAUUGGAAAAUUACUUGGGGUUGAUUGCUGUCGCGACCACUCUAAUCUCAGUUGGCACACUACUUCAAUUUGAAAACGCACCACCAACUCCCCCUUCCGCCUCGGAACUCGAGAAGAAGAUCAAGGGUGAAGUGGAACCACCAUUUUUGGAAUCUGUACAAAAGUUCUUCAACACGAGAGGGUUCUCAAAUGCACUGGCGGCGUUUAUAUGUAGUAUUUCCAUCACAAAUGUCGUUGGUGCUUUUAUUGAUGAUGUCAUGACACGCGGUGGGGUUACAGGGCAAUUCCAAAUCGACUUGGCUGGUGCAGGCUUUGAAGUGGCAAUCGUGAUAGGAGGAAUCGUAUUGGGUGGAUAUGUGGAUCGAACAAAGGAUUACAAAAUUGUUACCAUGGCUUGCUUGGCUGCUACUGCCUUGUUUGUUCUCCCUCUCGGACUAACGGAUCAUGCGCUGGGACGGGAACCACUGCUUAUGGUAGCAGCUUUGUUGGGCCUGGGUGUAGCAGCUGGUCCCGUGCAGCCCAUUAAUGCUGAGUUGGCGGUCGACGUUACCUACCCUGGAGAUGAGACUGCGGUCGAGAGUGUGCAGCAGAUUGGGGGGAAUCUAAUCUCUGCUCUGUUGAUACCGAUAGCAGAAUAUGCAUCCAAAACUGACUUCACUUUGAUGAAGGGUGUGCCAGGAAUCGAAAGCGACAUUCGAGGUGAUGUCGUUCUGUUAGUGGCUCUAGCCUUUCUUACCCUGGCCUACUUUUCACAGUUUGAUGCACCACUGAUGCGAUCCGCUGCAGAUGAAGGAUCAGAAGAGGAAUCCGACGCCGACGACUGUGAUGAUGCCGUUAUAAAUGUGGAUUCUGAAGAAUUGGCAUCUCAAUUAUGA
Messenger RNA from Cylindrotheca closterium, 1635 nucleotides. Lineage: Eukaryota; Bacillariophyta; Bacillariophyceae; Bacillariales; Bacillariaceae. The record is from the annotation of a GenBank genome assembly.